AUCAUGGAGCUCGGCUUCGGACCUGGGACCAAUCAGUGACCUCGGUUCUGGACCCUCCCUUGCCCGGCCUCGCGGGCUAAGUGGCGCCAUGUUUCAAGGGCAGCGCGGUUGGUUCAGCGGCAGCGUCAGCCCGGACCUGAGGCAGUUCUGGGUGGCCGAAGGGGGGACGAUCAGUGACCCGCGGGCUGCCGACUUCCUGUUCAGCUGUGAUGCCUCGCACCCAGACACGCUGAGAAUAUAUCAGAGCCUUGAUUACAUAGAAGACAAUGCUACAGUUUUUCACGCCUACUAUCUCUCUGCAGUAGCUAAUGCUGAAAUGAAAAACUCGGUGGCUUUAGGUCAUUUCAUUCUUCCUCCUGCAUGCCUGCAAAAAGAAAUAAGAAGAAAAAUUGGUGGUUUUAUUUGGGAACAAGACCAACAUUUUCUGACAGAAAAGCAUGAUGAAGGAACACCAAAUGAAAUAAAAAUCCUUAGGGAAAACAGUGAACUAGCAACAGAGCACAAAAAAGAAUUACCCAAAAGGACAGAAAAGCAUUUUAUAAGGACUCCAGUUGUAGAAAAGCAGAUGUACUUCCCUCUUCAGAAUUAUCCAGUGAACAACAUGGUAACAGGUUAUAUAUCAAUUGAUGCCAUGAAGAAAUUCCUUGGGGAACUACAUGACUUCAUUCCUGGAAGCUCAGGAUAUUUAGCAUACCAUGUUCAAAAUGAAAUUAACAUUUCUGCUGUAAAAAACAAAUUGAAGAGGAAAUAUUAA
Messenger RNA from Lemur catta (Ring-tailed lemur), 754 nucleotides. It is a transcript of the gene TERB2, whose product is annotated as telomere repeat binding bouquet formation protein 2. Bases 89 to 754 code for a protein of 221 amino acids. Gene Ontology annotation, biological process: meiotic attachment of telomere to nuclear envelope; homologous chromosome pairing at meiosis. The transcript is spliced from 7 exons. The record is from RefSeq and is a predicted model, not a curated record. Lineage: Eukaryota; Metazoa; Chordata; Mammalia; Primates; Lemuridae. Gene Ontology annotation, cellular component: nuclear inner membrane.